AUGGGGGACAAGUCAAGCCCACCUGACAAGAAGACGCCUCCCCAUUGGUGGACGGCCGCGAGAAGAACCAAGCUGCUUGAGCUCAUCGAUGAGCAGAUCGAGGGAGGCAAGAUACAACACACGGCAUGGAAUUCGAUCCGGGCCAAGUUCAACAAAUCCAUCGGCGCGAAUCAGACGGUCGUCCAGCUCCAGAACCAGCGGGCGUACAUUCGAGAUACCUUCUUGAACUACCGCAUUCUGAGGCACCAGCCCGGCUUUACCUGGGACUCGAAAAGCUCGACUCUGGCCGCCGACAAGAGCGCCUGGGACAGGUACCCCCACAUGCGGUCCCUCCAAAAUAGGCCAUUCCCGAUGUAUGAGCUUGCCGACCGAGUCUUCAGGGGUCCGGAUCUUCUGCCGGAUAGGGGUCAUCAGUCGGUUGCGAAUAAGAUCCCGGCAUCGUCGUCGGCUCAAGGUCCUAAAACUGUCGCGAACCCGAAGGCGGAACACGGAACGGCAGUCAAGGAAGAAGAAGUUGGCUCCAAAAAGCGCGCCUCUUCCUUGGUCUGCAAGGACGGCGAUAGCGACAUCGAAGUUCUGGAGCACCUGGCCGAUCCGGCUGCUUUACAUUCUAAACGUGCUCGCAAAGGAGAAUCGGCGCCUGAAACGAACAGUCACGACGAUUUCAUAAAGCCAAUUGUCUCAGCGGCCACGCGAGGGCCAACGUCUCUUACAAGAGAGAUACCUUAUAGCGCCCUAUCCCAAUGUCGCUCUACAACCCCUCUCGAAGAUCCGCCUACCCCACAAGAAAGACAAUCGAACGGCGUCACAGGAAAAAGUUUCCACCAGCAAAUCCACCGAGCAGGCCCGACCACCAUCCGUGCCCCAGAAGGCAAAUCUUCCAAUGGAAAGAAACGCGAGCCUGCCGACGAACCAAGCAAAGCUGGAGACUGUGCUUCCAACUCCGCGGAGACAGCGCCAAGAGAAGACGGACGUGCCGACCCUCUGGCGCCUCUCCUUCAAGACUCCGUCUCCGCCCGAGCCCUGAAAUCCCUUGCGGAUCUUUUCCUGGAUCAGGUCGACGAACGGCACUACAUCCGCUUUGUCCGUGUGCUCGAGAACCACGAGAAGGCCGCCGUCUUCCUCGUCUUGGUCCACACCUCCAACAAAUCGAUUUGUCUGCAAUGGCUCGACGACUGUGUUCGUUAG
Puccinia triticina is the source of this 1188-nucleotide messenger RNA. RefSeq lists its product as uncharacterized. The transcript has a single exon. Lineage: Eukaryota; Fungi; Basidiomycota; Pucciniomycetes; Pucciniales; Pucciniaceae. The coding region runs from base 1 to 1188 and encodes 395 amino acids. The record is from RefSeq and is a predicted model, not a curated record.